AUAGCACUCAACAAAAAGCCAACUUACCUAAGGCAACUUUAAGGCGUCCAACACAAAAAUUUGUCAAGCCCAAACUUGUUAAAAAAGAACAUUACAAGAAAGGCAUCCAAUAUAUAAAACUUUCUAACAACCAUAGAUCAAAGGAAAGUAAACUGAUAGCCAAAAGCUUAUCGACAGAAACAUACGACAUGGGAAGAUGA
This is a messenger RNA of Cetraspora pellucida, 200 nucleotides long. Lineage: Eukaryota; Fungi; Glomeromycota; Glomeromycetes; Diversisporales; Gigasporaceae. The record is from the annotation of a GenBank genome assembly.